AUCAAACAUAGGCCCGGCGUCGUUUCGGAUGCAGCUCAGGAUUUCGUUGAACUUGGAAGUUUAUUAGCUUGGGCUUUCCAGGCUAGCCCCGAUUGGGCGGCAGAGGCGAGCGACCCAGGGAUCAAACACGCGACAAAUGGGAAUUCAUUAUCGAACAAUCGCUAACUCCCCACGACUUGAGCCUGGCCUGAGAGUUAAGCAGGUUAUUAUACUCGAAAUGAGUGAACCUAAUUCGCUCAAAUGGACUCUCAGGUUCAAAAACCACAAUGUCACAAUCCUUCUCCUUGUAUCGCCCACCCAAUCAUUUGAUUCCAUAAAAGAGGAAAUCCUGAAGGCUCUCAAAGUUCGCAAUAUUACUGAAAUCAACGGCCAAUCGGUUCCUGAAAAUCCAGCUGAAAUCGAGUUUGGUGUACCUCUUGACAGAAACAACUUGGAAAAAGGAUGGAAAAAGUUGAGACCGACGACGGAAGAAUCAGCGAACGGGAAGCAGAAGCAGCCUUUGCGGGGUCGAAGGACAGCCAUCACAGGCCCCGAAGAGGCAGGGCUCAAGGAUUCUCAAGCGAUAGCGUUCAGAUUCCGCAAACCAGUUGAGGGCCAGGAUGAAGAUGAACUAGGGAUUGGGUUUGAUGACCCUGGCUGGGACGUUAUGAUUGCAAAAUACGACGCUGAAGAUGAUGAAUGAUGCUGACAUUCUGGGGUAAAUUUCAAUGGAGUAUGGAGUUAGGGGUUGGCCAUAUCUGUUUAAUACUCAUCUCUUUGGGGCCUAAACUACCUAGAUUUUGCUGGUAAAUUGUUUUAUCUGACGAGGUUGAUACAUGGUUUAACCCCUUAUUUGUACUGUUACAAACAGAGCAAAAACAUUUUAAAGUGCACAUAUACGUAGUACGAUUCCAUACCCAUGCGCUUACAAUGAGCUAGUUGCGGGUUAGCCGUCGGGUUUUCCAUGCUUUAAGAAUUCAUAGUCAGUUCACAAUAGCCAGAGACACAUUGGCUUCAUGUGUACCAACCAGAUAUACCGAGGUCCCUACGCUGUAUAUCUACGUUGACAAGCAGGGUUACGAUGCCAAAUGAUGCGGAAUGCCAUGGGCAGAAUGGGCAUGAACUCUAGCUGGCUAAUUUCGUACGGAUUGAUACUUUCUACUUUCUGACCGCUGCACCAAUAAUGUACGCUGUAGGAC
Messenger RNA from Blastomyces gilchristii SLH14081, 1178 nucleotides. RefSeq lists its product as uncharacterized. Lineage: Eukaryota; Fungi; Ascomycota; Eurotiomycetes; Onygenales; Ajellomycetaceae. The record is from RefSeq and is a predicted model, not a curated record. The transcript has 2 exons. The coding region runs from base 137 to 682 and encodes 181 amino acids.